Molecule: messenger RNA, 711 nt
Organism: Durio zibethinus
Lineage: Eukaryota; Viridiplantae; Streptophyta; Magnoliopsida; Malvales; Malvaceae
Source: RefSeq, a predicted model, not a curated record
AUGCUGAGAAUUGAAGAUAAAGGCUUGGAGAGGUCGACAUGGGAAUUGAAGCAGGCUGUGCUUUCAGAUUUAGCUUGGCUCAGUCUUGACUGGGAUGAAGGUAUUUAUCGACAAUCCGAAAGGAAUUUUAUGUACAAGCAAUAUGCUGAGAAGCUCGUAGAAUCUAGUCAUGUUUAUCGUUGUUUUUGGUCCAAUGAGCACUCAAUUUAUAAGUUCUUUCUUAAUCCUCUACAAGAACUUGAAAAGAUGAAGGAGAUUGCAGAGCUAAAGAAACUUCCUCCUGGGAAGUGGGCCACUGCAACGGAUAAAGAAGUACAAGAAGAGCUAAAAUUGCAAGCACUUGGAGAUUUUGUUACAAUAAGGAGAAAUGGCCAACCUGUUUACAAUUUUUGUGUUACAAUUGAUGAUGCUCCCAUGGCUAUAUCACAUGUUAUAAGAGCAGAGAAGCAUUUACCUAAUACUCCAAAGCAAGCCUUAAUAUGCAAGCUCUUGGAUUCCCAAUGCUUUUCUUUGCUCAUGGUUUCUUUGAUUCUUACACCUGAUAGAAGUAAACUGUCAAAACGUCAUGGUGCAACUUCAGUUGGUCAGGCAAUGGUGAAUUACUUGGCACUUUUAAGUCAGGGUGAUGGAAUUGAAAAUGAGUUUUUCACCAUUGAGCAAUUUGGAAUAGUUGACAAGACUGUAUAUCAAGGAAAUAGUGAGAUUGCAUAG